Messenger RNA from Symbiodinium pilosum, 928 nucleotides. NCBI's taxonomy places the organism in Eukaryota, Dinophyceae, Suessiales, Symbiodiniaceae. The record is from the annotation of a GenBank genome assembly.
GAAUCGGCCUUGACGCUUGCUUGAGCUGCUUGGGCGAGCACUGGUCGGGGUCUGGCGACAUGUACGGCUUAAGUUUCCGAGUUCGGAAGUACCACAGCUUCCUCAGUCACGACUGGGGAACACCCGGCUGGAAGAAGCUUUGUGCUUUGCUGUUGCUGUUCAACCUUCCGCCUGCAGCCGUCUUUGCGAUUUUGUGGAGCCCAAAGUAUUUCCAGCGAAUUUGGUGUGGCUAUGAACUGGCAACCUUCCUCCGGCAUCCCGAGAAGCAGAAGCCUGUGAUGCUGCUACCCGUCGCUCAGGGUGUCAUGCUUGCUCUCAACGGGAGUGUUGCUGUGGGAAUUCAAAUGGUCACCUUCUCCGUGACUUCCGAGUUAGAUGCAUCAGAUGCACAAAUCCUGGGGAUCGGCUCGCUGCUGGUCGCUUGUUUGGUAUGUCUUCCAACAUCCUGCUAUAUCGGCAUCGGGUUGAUGAAGGAAAUAGCCGAGCUGGAUAGCCAGCUGGCAAGCUUCAGCAUUAAGAAAGCCCAGUGUUUCUGCUGCUCGCACAACCAUUUGCAUCCUGAAACUGGGAAGCACUUGCCGUGUGACAGAACCUUAAUCUACAACAUGUUGCACAGAUGGUAUGGGCAUGACGGAGAGGCAGAAGAAGAGAACUUUGAGAAAUUCGACAUGCUAGUGCGCACAACACUGAAAAGCCAGAUUAUCCGAAGCGCAGACGAUGCCAAACUGCCGUUUUACUCGAACUUCUACUUGUCCCUUGGGAUCCUGUGCCCAGCCCUCGUGGAGGCGGCGCGAGAGGCAUGCACCAGAUCCUCCUUUGCGGAGGUCUUGAAUGUCUUCCUGAGUUAUUGGUUCCUGGUUGUGGUUCUCGUAUUGGUGUUCUUCUGGUUGCAGGCCCAGUUCUGUGUCCUGGGGAGCAUCUUGAUGAG